Molecule: messenger RNA, 3168 nt
Organism: Galdieria sulphuraria
Lineage: Eukaryota; Rhodophyta; Bangiophyceae; Galdieriales; Galdieriaceae
Product: isoleucyl-tRNA synthetase
Exons: 3
Coding region: 25-3144 (1039 amino acids)
Biological process (GO): isoleucyl-tRNA aminoacylation
Cellular component (GO): cytosol
Molecular function (GO): tRNA binding; aminoacyl-tRNA deacylase activity; ATP binding
Source: RefSeq, a predicted model, not a curated record
UUCAUUGAGAUUUUUGCACUUCCCAUGUUUUGGACCGAUGAAUCACUGCUUAUGACGAGUAACUUUUGUUACGUUCUUUUUCCUGUUGGAAGACAGUUUCCCACUGUGUCUGGAUGUCGUUGCACCAACAAUAGAUGGAAGUUGAGAAAGUGGACAGUUCAAGUUAGAAAAGUCUUUCGCAGCCACCGAAAUGUUUUGUUGUGUACCCUUCAGACUGAAAGGGAGUCGGAUAGAGACUUUUGGAAACAAUUUUACAAAAAUAGCAUAAACUUGCCCAAAACACGUUUUGAGCAGAGAGCUAAUGCAGCAGUCAAAGAAUUGGAGAUUCAAAAGUUUUGGGAAGAUCACCUCAUUUACGAAAAGGUAUUAGAGGCAAAUCAACACAAAACUUUCGUUUUGCAUGACGGCCCACCUUACGCUAACGGAACAUUGCACGUUGGUCACGCUUUAAACAAGAUUCUGAAAGAUAUAAUUUGUCGAUAUCAUUUGCUAAGAGGCUUCUAUGCAUGUUUUAUUCCUGGAUGGGACUGCCAUGGUCUUCCCAUUGAGCUCAAAGUCUGGCAAAGUAUUCCGAAAGAAAAUCACGAUAAAGUUAGCGUCAUCGAGCUUCGAAGAAGAGCUGCAGAGUUUGCAAGAAAUACUAUAGAAGAACAGAAAAGUUCCUUUAAAAGGUUUGGAAUUUGGGGCUUUUGGUCGCGUCCAUAUUUAACUAUGUCUCCUGAAUAUGAGGCAGCCCAAAUACAAGUCUUUGGAGAACUGUUUUUGCGUGGCUUCAUUUAUCGUGCUCGCAAACCAGUGCAUUGGAGUCCUUCAAGUAAAACUGCCUUAGCGGAAGCAGAAUUGGAAUAUUCAGAAGACCAUAUUUCGACUGCAAUUUAUGUUUCUUUUAGGAUUGCUCAUGUCAAUUCUCUGUUGGGAGAUUUGCCUAUUUCUUCCAAUUCUUUAGAACUUGUCAUUUGGACUACUACUCCUUGGACACUUCCUGCUAAUGAAGCUGUGGCAGUGAAUCCUCACAUGACUUACUCUUUGAUAGAGGUGGCACGAUUGAACCGAUUUUUAAUAGUUGCGAAAGAUUGCUUGAAACGAGUAAGAGAAAAGUUAAAACUUGAAUGGCAAGAUUGUCGACAAGUUUUGGAAUGGACGGGGGAAUCUUUGGUUGGUAUCAAAUAUUAUCAUCCAAUUAUAAAGGAUAAAAUCUGUCGAGUUGUGAGAGGUGGAAAUUAUAUAACAUCAGAAAGUGGAACUGGUUUGGUGCAUACAGCUCCUGGUCAUGGAGAGGAAGACUUUGUUGUUGGAAAACGUGAAAAUCUACCCAUUUCUUGUCCUGUGGAUGAGAAUGGAAUGUUUACAAAGGAAGCUGGUGAGGUUUUGUUUGGACAUUCUGUGUUAGGACAAGGAAACAAGCUAGUACUGGAACUUGUUGAGAAUAUGAAUUUAUUACUUGCGAAAGAGUGUUAUCGACACAAAUAUCCUUAUGACUGGAGAACGAAGGAACCUACUAUUUAUAGGACUACAGAACAAUGGUUUGCAUCUUUGGAAAACUUUCGAAAGGAAGUCUUGGAUAGUAUUGAUCAGGUUACUUGGAUUCCAGAGUCCAAGAAGAAUCUUAUUCGCUGUAUGGUUAUGGAAAGAUCAGAUUGGUGUAUUUCUAGACAGCGUGCAUGGGGUGUUCCUAUACCUGUAUUUUAUGAUGUUUCUAAUGGUAAUAUUCCUGUUCUUGAUGAAGAAAUCUUAGAACAUAUAAGUCACAUUAUCAAAGAAAAAGGUUCUGAUGCCUGGUUUUACAUGUCAGAAGAAGAGUUGUUGCCUGCAAAACACAAAAAUAGGCAUCUCGUGAAGGGAAUGGAUACGAUGGAUGUUUGGUUUGAUUCUGGUUGUUCAUGGGCAGCAUUGGAAAGCAAAGGUUAUUUGAAGAUACCCGCAGAUUUAUAUUUAGAAGGUGGUGACCAACAUAGAGGUUGGUUUCAGUCUAGUCUUUUGACUUGUGUUGCUACAAAAGGUCGUGCACCUUAUCUAAAGGCAAUUACUCAUGGUUUUGUAUUGGAUGAAAAGGGAGUAAAGAUGAGUAAGAGUGUUGGGAACGUAAUAGAUCCUCAAGUGGUUGUGAAUGGCGGAAAUAAUCAAAAAAAGGAUCCAGCAUAUGGAGCAGAUGUCUUGAGACUUUGGGUCGCAAGCGUGGAUUACAGGAAUGAAGUUUUAAUUGGUCCGCAAAUCAUUCGACAAGUUGCUGAUAUUUAUCGAAAGAUUCGAAAUACACUUCGCUUUAUGGUUGGCAAUUUGUAUGAUUUCAGAAAGGACGUGAAUGCCAUUCCAUUAGCUGAACUUCCUCAGUUGGAUAUUUAUAUGCUUACUGUAUUCAACAAAUUCAAGAAAUCUGUUGAAAGUGCAUAUGAAAGAUACGACUUUACUUCUAUAUAUCAAGCCAUUCAGCGACUUUGUAUUACAGAAUUGAGUAACUUCUAUUUGGACAUUUCAAAGGAUCGUCUAUACGUUUCUCUACCUGAUGAUUAUCGUCGUAGAAGUUGUCAAACAGUUUUGCAUAUGAUACUUGAAGAUUUGGUCCGAAUAGUUGCUCCACUUAUUCCUCAUACUGCAGAAGACCUUUGGCAGUGUUUUGAGUUUCGACGGGAUGCAUGUCUUUCAGUAUUUCAGUCAGGUUGGUUGUCGAAUGAGAAAGUUCCUUUGGGUCAUUAUCCGGAUACAUUUUGGGAGAAUGUUCGUUUGUUGCGAGAUGAUGUGAAUAAGUGUUUGGAAAAGGCAAGAGAAGAACAACUCAUUGGUUCUUCCCUGGAAGGUAGAGUUGGAAUAUAUUUCAAUAGUAAGGAUGAUGAGAAGCACAUUUCCUUUUGUCAUCAUUUGAGACAACUUUCAAAUAGUAGUAACCAAGUAGACCAACUUGAAUACUUGUUUCUUGUUUCUCAAGUGGAGUUUAUGGAAAGCAAAGAAAGCUUAUACAGAGUGUACUCCUACGCAAGAGAUAGUGUUCAUUCACAACUGGAUUGUUAUUCUAUAGGAGUUUCUAAAGCAUUGGGUCAUAAAUGUUUUCGAUGUUGGAACUUCUCUACAAGUGUCCAACAAAAUGAAAAACAUCCAGAACUUUGUCAUCGAUGUAUUUCGGUCGUAGAUAGGCUAUUGUCGAAAUAAACAGUCGACUUCUAAUAAUAAGGU